CAAACACCUUUGAGCUCCUCGUCUCUCACUCACUGCUUCGAAAUCUGGAAAAAAAGACUCACGCUUUUUCCUCUCCGAAGUAUCCUUCUUCAUCCUCAGACCGAAUAUUCCACAUUUCGAAAACCUUUAGGGUUUUCUCUUCGACUUCUCAUGGAGAAUCGAACUCUUAUUUUACUACUAUCCUUCUGCCUCUUCGCAGAAGCUUCACUUUCCCUCACAUUGUCGUCGAAGCUCGUCCACCGCUUCUCGGAGGAGGCCAUGGCGGUUUGGGAGUCCAGAAGCGGCGGAAACGCGUCCCUGAAGACAUGGCCUAAGAGGAACAGCUUCAACUACUUUCAGCUUCUUCUGAAAAGCGAUCUAAAGCGGCACAGACUGAAGCUGGGGUCGAAACGCGAUCUUCUGAUUCCUUCUCAAGGAAGCCAGACAUUGUUCUUCGGAAACGAGCUUGAUUGGUUGCAUUAUGCUUGGAUUGACAUAGGGACACCGAAUGUUUCGUUUAUGGUUGCAUUGGAUGGUGGGAGCGAUUUGCUUUGGGUUCCAUGUGAUUGCAUACAAUGUGCCCCUCUGUCUGCCUCCAAUUAUGAUUCUUUGGAUAGGGAUCUGAAUCAGUAUAGACCAUCUUUAUCAAGUACCAGCAAACAACUGAGUUGCAGCCAUCAGUUAUGCAAAUCGAGCACGAAUUGCAAAGGUCCAGCAGAACCUUGCCCUUACAUUGUUCAGUACAAGUCAGAAAAUACUGCAAGCUCUGGAUUUCUGAUUGAGGAUGUUUUACAUUUGACAUCUGCCAGCAAAAAUACAGCACCUAGUUCUGUGCAGGCUCCAGUCAUCGUUGGCUGUGGUAGGAAACAAACUGGUGGCUAUUUGGAAGGAGCUGCUCCUGAUGGUGUCAUGGGUUUGGGACCUGGGGAGAUUUCGGUUCCGAGCGUACUUGCAAAAGCAGGAAUGAUCCAGAAUUCAUUUUCACUUUGUUUUGAUGCCAAUGGUUCGGGGAGAAUUCUCUUUGGUGACCAAGGACAUCUUGCCCAACAAUCUACUCCUUUCUUGCCUAUGGAAGAAAAGUAUGUUGCGUAUUCUGUUGGAGUAGAGCAAUGUUGUGUUGCGCGUUCCUGUCUGAAGCAAACUGGAUUCCAAGCUCUGGUUGACAGCGGCUCAUCUUUUACUUAUGUUCCAACUGAAGUUUAUGAAAAAAUUGUAUUUGAGUUUGACAAGCAAGUGAAUGCUACUAGAAUUGACCUCCAACAGUCGCCUUGGAAGUACUGCUAUAUGUCAGUUCAUUGGAGUUGCUUAACAUUCCUACUAUGAAACUCAUGUUCCCUCUGAACCAAAGCUUUCUAGUCAAUAAGCCAAUAUUUUCUGAGACUCUGGAUCAGAAAUAUACGAUAUUCUGUUUAACUUUAUUGCGGACAGAUGAUGAGUAUGGCAUCAUUGGACAGAACUUCAUGGUGGGUUAUCGCCUGGUUUUCGACAGGGAAAAUCUGAAGUUUGGUUGGUCCAAUGCCAAUUGUGAAAAUAAUAAUCACGGUAAGAAAGUUAAUCAGGCGCCAUCAACUAACGGGUCAACAAGCCAACUCCCAGUCCCAACCAGUGAGCAACAGAACAUCUCCAACCCUCACACCGUUGCACCGGCCAUUGCCAGGAAGGCACCCUCCAAACCCUCUGCAGCAGCAUCCAGGCAAAUCCCUUUUCUGCUCUGCUUGACCAGUUCUUUACUUUUGCUAAUGUGUCUAUUAAAUCAUUAAUCUUACCUAGUUGAACCCUUUGCACGUGUAAACAAAUUUCUUUAUACUAUUAUCGAGCUCUCCAAAAUUCAAAUGGUUUUUACUAUUCCUGUUGGUUUUUGUAUCAAUGAGCACUGGGAAGAUCUUUUGUUGGUGUAUCUACUUUGAGUUGGUAAUUACCUUUGUUUC
Messenger RNA from Malus domestica (apple), 1907 nucleotides. Its product is annotated as aspartic proteinase-like protein 1. Gene Ontology annotation, biological process: proteolysis. Gene Ontology annotation, molecular function: aspartic-type endopeptidase activity. The record is from RefSeq and is a predicted model, not a curated record. Lineage: Eukaryota; Viridiplantae; Streptophyta; Magnoliopsida; Rosales; Rosaceae.